GCCCCGCCAUGGCUGGGAAGGACAGUGGGAACCUGAAGACGGUGAGGCUGUGGCGGGACGCCGCCCUGCGCGCCAGGAAGCUGCGGAGCAACCUGCGCCAGCUCACCCUCAGCGCGGCCGGGGGCUGCCCGGGGGCCGACGCCGAGCAGCUCGACUCCCCCGACGCCCCGCAGCUCGUGCUGCCGGCCAACAUCGGGGACAUUGAGGUGCUGAACCUGGGGAACAACGGCCUGGAGGAGGUGCCCGACGGGCUGGGCUCGGCGCUGGGCAGCCUGCGCGUCCUGGUCCUGCGCAGGAACCGCUUCGCCCGGCUGCCCCCGGCCGUGGCUGAGUUGGGCCACCACCUCACCGAGCUGGACGUGAGCCACAACCGGCUGACCGCCCUGGGCGCGGAGGUGGUGAGUGCCCUGCGGGAGCUGCGCAAGCUCAACCUCAGCCACAACCAGCUGCCCGCCCUGCCGGCCCAGCUGGGGGCCCUUGCCCACCUGGAGGAGCUGGACGUCAGCUUUAACCGGCUGGCGCACCUGCCCGACUCCCUCUCCUGCCUCUUCCGCCUGCGCACCCUCGACGUGGACCACAACCAGCUCACUGCUUUCCCGCGGCAGCUGCUGCAGCUCGCGGCCCUGGAGGAGCUGGACGUGUCCAGCAACCGGCUGCGGGGCCUACCUGAGGAUAUCAGUGCCCUGCGUGCCCUCAAGAUCCUCUGGCUGAGCGGGGCCGAGCUUGGCACCCUGCCCAGCGGCUUCUGCGAGCUGGCCAGCCUGGAGAGCCUCAUGCUGGACAACAACGGGCUGCAGGCUCUGCCCGCCCAGUUCAGCCGCCUGCAGCGACUCAAAAUGCUCAACCUCUCCUCCAACCUCUUCGAGGAGUUCCCUGCCGCGUUGCUGCCCCUGGCUGGGCUGGAGGAGCUCUACCUUAGCCGCAACCAGCUCACCUCCGUGCCAUCCCUCAUCUCGGGCCUGGGCCGGCUGCUCACCCUCUGGCUGGAUAACAACCGGAUCCGCUACCUGCCCGACUCCAUUGUGGAGCUGACCGGCCUGGAGGAGCUGGUGCUGCAAGGGAACCAGAUCGCAGUGCUGCCGGACAACUUUGGCCAGCUCUCGAGGGUGGGCCUGUGGAAGAUCAAGGACAACCCGCUGAUCCAGCCCCCCUACGAGGUCUGCAUGAAGGGGAUCCCCUACAUCGCAGCCUACCAGAAGGAGCUGGCUCAUUCACAGCCGGCCGUGCAGCCCCGCCUCAAGCUGCUUCUGAUGGGCCACAAGGCUGCGGGGAAGACCCUUCUCCGCCACUGCCUCACGGAGGAGAGAGUGGAUGGAAACCAAGGAGGAGGGGACAAGGAAAAGAGCUACCUGCCUGCGGCUCCUUCUGUGAGCAAAGGCAUCGAGGUGACCAGCUGGACGGCGGACGCUUCGCGGGGGCUGCGGUUCAUUGUGUACGACUUAGCCGGGGAUGAAAGUUACGAGGUGAUCCAGCCCUUCUUCCUCUCCCCAGGAGCCCUUUAUGUGCUGGUGGUGAACCUGGCCACCUACGAGCCACCCCGCUUUCCCACCACCGUGGGCUCCUUCUUGCACCGGGUGGGGGCCCGCGUGCCUCACGCAGUGGUGUGCAUCGUGGGCACGCACGCAGACUUGUGUGGGGAGCGGGAGCUGGAGGAGAAGUGCCUGGACAUUCACCGCCAGAUCGCCCUGCAGGAGAAGCACGACGCUGAGGGGCUGAGCCGGUUGGCUCGGGUGGUGGACGAGGCCCUGGCCCGGGACUUCGAGCUGCGCUCCGCCAGCCCCCACGCAGCCUACUACGGGGUUUCCGACAAGAACCUUCGGCGGCGCAAGGCCCACUUUCAGUACCUGCUCAACCACCGGCUGCAGAUCCUCUCCCCGGUGUUGCCCGUUAGCUGCAGGGACCCUCGCCAGUUACAGCGCCUUCGGGACAAACUGCUCUCGGUCGCGGAGCACAGGGAAAUCUUCCCCAAUUUACACAGAGUGCUGCCUCGGUCCUGGCAGGUGCUGGAGGAACUGCAUUUCCAGCCGCCCCAGGCGCAGCGACUGUGGCUGAGCUGGUGGGACUCCGCUCGCCUGGGCCUGCAGGCGGGGCUGACCGAGGACCGGCUGCAGAGCGCCCUUUCCUACCUGCACGAGAGCGGCAAGCUGCUCUACUUCGAGGACAGCCCAGCCCUCAAGGAGCACGUCUUCCACAACCUCACCCGCCUCAUCGACAUCCUCAAUGUCUUCUUCCAGAGGGAUCCUUCCUUGCUGCUGCACAAGCUGCUUCUAGGGACCAGCGGCGAGGGUGAGGGCGAGGGGGAAAGUUCCCCGCCGGCGGCGGCGCCCACCCCGGGCCAGGAACUGCUCCGGACCACCCAGCUCCAUCACUAUGUGGAGGGCUUUCUGCUUCAUGGGCUCCUGCCAGCCCAUGUCAUUCGGUUGCUGCUGAAGCCUCAUGUCCAGGCCCAGCAGGACUUUCAGCUGCUGCUGGAGCUGCUGGAGAAGAUGGGACUCUGUUACUGCCUCAAUAAACCCAAGGGCAAGCCUUUGAAUGGGUCCACGGCCUGGUACAAGUUCCCAUGCUAUGUGCAGAAUGACGUGCCCCACGCAGAGGCCUGGAUCAACGGGACCAACCUGGCCGGACAGUCUUUUGUGGCCGAGCAGCUGCAGAUUGAAUAUAGUUUUCCCUUUACCUUCCCGCCCGGGUUGUUUGCACGCUACAGCGUCCAGAUCAACAGCCACGUGGUACACAGAUCGGAUGGUAAACUUCAGAUCUUUGCAUAUAGAGGGAAGGUUCCUGUGGUGGUCAGUUACAGACCUGCCAAGGGGGUCUUGCAGCCAGACACUCUGUCCAUUGCCAGCCAUGCCUCGUUACCAAAUAUAUGGACGGCGUGGCAAGCCAUAACCCCCUUGGUAGAGGAACUGAAUGUCCUACUUCAGGAAUGGCCUGGACUGCACUACACCGUGCACAUUCUCUGUUCUAAGUGCCUUAAGAGAGGGUCGCCCAAUCCACACGCUUUCCCAGGGGAGUUGCUGAGUCAGCCCAGACCAGAAGGAGUGGCCGAGAUCAUUUGCCCGAAGAACGGCAGCGAGCGAGUGAAUGUUGCCUUGGUUUACCCACCUACACCGACUGUGAUCAGCCCCUGUUCCAAGUCAAAUCAGAGACUUGUCAUUUAACUGCCUGCCUUUGACCAUGUGUAAAAUAAUGGUGCUGCCAUGUGCUUUAUAAAGAAAAACCAUCGAUGACUGUUACUUAACUGGAUCUUCCUUAUAAAUUCCAAGUUUUUCUAUUUCUCAUUUAAAAAUUUUUCUGUGUUUUAUUUCCCUAUGGGGAGAGACAGAGAAUAAAGAGAAGAACGUUGGUGAAAAGCACAGAAACCAAUGACUUCUAUGGCUAUGGAAUUUCCGUGGAGAAAAGAGAGCAUCAGAACUCACCUGGACCAUCAUUCGUACCCGGCAAACCCUCCACACUCCCACGCGCGUUCCGUGAACUUGAGUAAUAACUGUCCAGGGUGCUUGCAGAGGAGGGAGCGCACCUGGCCUGUAGAUGAGAACAGAGUCUGUGAAAUUUAGCAGAGCACUUUGAAAGCCCUUCACAUCUGGUGGUCAGACCUUGAGAUAGUGAGCUCCCUAACUGGAGAGCAUAGUCCCGCAUUGGUUAUUUAUAAAUACAGAGCCUCUGAUUGGAUGGUCUGCUGCCAAGAACUAGUAAAACCAUUGUUUUAAAAUCUCCACCAAGUAAAACGUGAAAAGCAAAGCAAAUUGCUCUCAUCUACUCCUAAUUGGGGCCAAACAGUAUCUGCUGCAAUAGUAACACGUUCCUUGAAGAGUAUAAAGGACUCUGUUUACAGCUGCCUCCUCUGUGUGUUGAUGGAAGAAUGUGUAAGACAAACUGUUUUCUCACCAGUGUAAGGCAUGAAAAGUGAGUCAGCUGGUAUUAUUCUUUUCCUUCUUUUAUAAAGUAUUGACUCUUGGAAUACCACUAUACAAAGUCUCAACAUAUUUUUUAAAAGAAACAAGCAAAGCAGCUGCAUUGUGAAAAAUCUUAAGUUGAGUUUUGUAGAUUUUGUGCCCCAGGAGUUGACUUCACUAACUCCAGAACCUCAGUGAAACAAGUAUGAUUUGUCAUGAUCAUAAAAUCAAAUGGGAUCAGACUAUUUCUGCAUUUUUUGAUACUUGAAUACGACACCUCAAUCUUGAGAUUUCGUUUUCUUUUAGAACACAGUCACGAGAUUACCUGCUUAAUCCUUUGGUCACAGUUCUCUGUGUGCGUGCGUGCGUGUGUGUAAACUGAAUGGUAACAUUUAACUGCUUUAUGGACCAUUGAAUUGUUGGGCAUAGGAGUUUUGUAAUUGGCACGAGACAGUUCCCAAACUGUCAAAUUAACUGACUUUGACCAGUCUUUUUUUGCAAGGACACUUAAGGAUGUGACUUCGGGCUAACUCCCCAGGGGACCAUAUUAAGUGAAAAAAAAAAAAAAAAAAUGCUCCUUUGGGUGACAUACCCUGCAAGGUGUUUAUUAUAAUUAUGACCAUAAAUGCCCACAUUCUUAAUAUCUGCUAUUUUUUGACAAGUGAUGUUUUGUGCUGUCACCUGAACCCUAGAGAAGCAGUGUAAGAAGGAAUCUUGGUGUCACAUGUGUUUCGGCAAAAAGGUCGUCAUGAUUGAGGGUCAUGUGACCAAAAGAAGCUCCAGAAAAGCUUGAGAACUUGCUUCAGGGUGGGGGGGAGGGUUGGAGAUACAGAAAACACUCUGCUCUACUGGAAUUUUCAGUGUCUGUGCAGGAAAUUCCGUUUUCUCUUUCCAUACCUGGGAAGGCUCGGCCAGCCGAGGUGGACAGGCAGUUCACAAAGCACAAGGGGGAGUCUUUCCAGACCAAGUAGUCCCUCGCCUGGCAAACAAACGCCCUUCAAGUCUGUUAUGGUUUCUAUUCUUGCAACCAAUGGUAUCAAAACCGCUUCCUGGAAUUGUAAAAGUGCUGCCAGAAUAAAUGUUUUUCCCCCUUCCAAGAAAAAAAAUGACAGUGCUCAUAUUUGACAUUUGUGCGUUGAACUCUUUUGAAUGAAUAAAAAGGAAAGGGUUUGGUAUAA
Messenger RNA from Neofelis nebulosa (Clouded leopard), 5071 nucleotides. RefSeq names its product multifunctional ROCO family signaling regulator 1 (gene MFHAS1). The record is from RefSeq and is a predicted model, not a curated record. Gene Ontology annotation, molecular function: protein binding. NCBI's taxonomy places the organism in Eukaryota, Metazoa, Chordata, Mammalia, Carnivora, Felidae. The transcript has 5 exons. Bases 9 to 3158 code for a protein of 1049 amino acids.